AUGCAAAAUCAAAGUUUUGUAACAGAGUUUGUACUCUUGGGGCUUUCACAGAAUCCAAAUGUUCAGAAAAUAGUAUUUGUUGUAUUUUUGUUUAUCUACGUUGCAACUGUUGGGGCAAAUAUGCUAAUUGUUGUGACCAUCAUCAGCACCCCGGCACUCAUGGGCUCCCCCAUGUACUUCUUUCUGGUUUUCCUAUCCUUCCUGGAUGCAAGCUUCUCCUCCGUUAUUGCCCCGAAGAUGAUUGUGGACUCACUCUAUGAGAGAAAAACCAUCUCCUUCAAGGGCUGCAUGACUCAGCUCUUCGCUGAACACUUCUUAGCUGGAGUGGAGGUGAUCGUCCUCACCACCAUGGCCUAUGACCACUAUGUGGCUAUUUGCAAGCCCUUGCACUACACCUCUAUCAUGAACUGGAAGCUCUGUGGCAUUCUGAUGGGGGUAGCCUGGACAGGGGGCUUAUUGCAUUCCACGAUUCAAAUUCUCUUUACUGUCCACCUGCCCUUCUGUGGCCCUAAUGUCAUUGAUCAUUUCAUGUGUGAUUUGUACCCAUUAUUGGAGCUUGCCUGCACUGACACUUAUGUCCUCGGCCUUUUGGUAGUUGCCAAUAGUGGGUUCAUCUGCAUCAUCAACUUCACCUUGUUACUCAUUUCCUAUUGUGUCAUUUUGUUCUCACUGAGAACUCAUAGCUCUGAAGGUCGUCGAAAAGCUCUUUCCACAUGUGGAUCUCACAUUACUGUUGUGGUUUUGUUCUUUGUUCCAUGUAUAUUUGAGUAUGCACGGCCUCCAUAUGCUUUCUCCUUCGAUAAGAUGGUGGCCAUAUUUUGUACCAUCCUAACUCCUCUGCUCAAUCCUUUGAUUUACACUUUCAGGAAUAAGGAUGUUAAAAAUUCUAUGAGGAUAUUGUGGACCAGAUUGGUGGUGGUUUCUGAUGAAAAAUAA
This is a messenger RNA of Orycteropus afer afer, 936 nucleotides long. RefSeq names its product olfactory receptor 4C15-like. Gene Ontology annotation, cellular component: membrane. The record is from RefSeq and is a predicted model, not a curated record. Gene Ontology annotation, molecular function: G protein-coupled receptor activity; olfactory receptor activity. Gene Ontology annotation, biological process: G protein-coupled receptor signaling pathway. NCBI's taxonomy places the organism in Eukaryota, Metazoa, Chordata, Mammalia, Tubulidentata, Orycteropodidae.